CAGUCUCGGGUCUACAGGCAGGUUGUGAACAACACAACGUAUAUCCCACUGAGAGCUCUCCCUACGCUAAUUUAAAUAUCUACUAACGAUGUCCAAGUAUAUGAGCUGCAUUCUAAUCGCUCUGCUUAUGUUGGCUGUGUGCAUUUUGACCAAAGCUGCGCCCUAUCAGGAGCUGGAGCCACGCAAGGGUCAUGUGCCAGUCUACAUACGCCAUGGGGAUGAGGCUCUCAGCAAUAUACAUCCCGGCCUGGCGGAGGCCUUUAAGGAGGACAGCGCCCAGCCCCUACGGGCAGAGAACCUUAUUACGGAAGUGUCGACAACCAAUCAACCAGCUGUGGCCGAAGCGGCGAGCCCAAACAGUUCAACAGAAUCGGAUAUAGCCAGUUUUGAUGCCAUCAAAUCGAAGGACGCAUGAUUCAAUUGAAUAAAUACCAAGUGACUCAAAUGUUUCUCAUACUUAUGAGAUGCUAGAGUUUAAUCUACAAAUACCAAGUGAUUCGAGUGUAUUCUUUAAAUACCAAGUGAUUCGAAUAUAUUUGAAACUUAUGAGAUACUAGAGCUC
Molecule: messenger RNA, 562 nt
Organism: Drosophila novamexicana
Lineage: Eukaryota; Metazoa; Arthropoda; Insecta; Diptera; Drosophilidae
Exons: 3
Coding region: 89-415 (108 amino acids)
Source: RefSeq, a predicted model, not a curated record